CAAUUCAUAUUUCAUCCAUACUAGAAAAAACAAAAAUGGCAAAUCCGGUGGUUAAUGGCGGCAAAGUGCGCGUGGAAGCAAUUCAAACAGUGGUUCCAACAAAGGCAACAGAUCCACGCCAAUCGCGCAGAAUCACCGUUUCACAGAAUGUGGGAUCCACGGCGCUGCUGCAGCGCCGCUUCCACCUGCUCCUCUGCUACAACAAGGCCUCUUCCGGCGACUCCGGAUGGCUCCUUGCCGGCCAGAUUAAGGAGUCUCUCGGAAGAGCCCUGAAGGACUACCCCUUGCUCGCCGGCAGGCUGCGCUGGUGCGACGCUGAUUUGGAGAUCGUGUGCAAUGAUUCCGGCACUCGAAUGGUUGAGACCAAGGCGGAGAUGGCAUUGGCUGCUUUUGUUGAGAAGAGAGAAGACGAGACGGAGCUCGUUUUCUGGGAGGAUGUUUUUCACCAUACCCCUCAGUUUUCUCCGCUCUUUUAUAUUCAGGUAACAAACUUCACAUGUGGGGGAUACUCAAUUGGGAUAAGCUGCAGCAUCCUCCUUGGUGAUCCUUUUACCCUAACAACCAUCAUCAAGAAAUGGGCCUCUCUCCACAACACCAUGUUUCCAUCAAAUGAAAUUCCCCAAAUCCCCAUGUUCUACCUCCCCAAUCAUGGCCCACCACCCUCAUUUACAUCUCUACUAACUGGAUCCAACACAACCAAAGAUCCAGCUGAGAGUCUCAUCUUCAACAUCCCAACAAACAUUCUCAAUUCAGACAACAACACCCACAAGCAUCUUGCUGCCUUGUGCGUUGAAGAGGCCGAGCGCGAGACUGGCCAGAAACUGGCUCCAAACUUGUCCCUGCUUGUUCAGUUGCCCCCUGAGGAUGAUACGGUUGAAGUUUGCUCGAGAGAAGGGCUCUUAGAGUGUUCAAAACUAGAUCAUGGUGCAAAAGGAGUGAGUUUUACAAGAGCAUGGGAUGAACUCGAAUUGGACAACAUAUGUUUUAAUGAAGGAAACAAGCCCAUUUAUGCCUCGUGUUGGAUCAACUCAGUGGUUGAUGAAGGUUGUGUGAUUAUUGCGCCAUCAACUGAUCAAGGACUUCAAAUUGUGGUCACAUUCACUUAGAAAUGUGGUCACAAAGUGCAUUAUUAAAAUUAUUUCUGUCAUUCUAUUUAUAUGUAUCCUUGAUCAAUUUAUAAUAAAAUGUUGUUAUGGGGCUA
Molecule: messenger RNA, 1201 nt
Organism: Salvia hispanica
Lineage: Eukaryota; Viridiplantae; Streptophyta; Magnoliopsida; Lamiales; Lamiaceae
Product: HXXXD-type acyl-transferase family protein
Molecular function (GO): acyltransferase activity, transferring groups other than amino-acyl groups
Source: RefSeq, a predicted model, not a curated record